This is a messenger RNA of Morchella sextelata, 1443 nucleotides long. RefSeq lists its product as uncharacterized. The coding region runs from base 1 to 1443 and encodes 480 amino acids. Lineage: Eukaryota; Fungi; Ascomycota; Pezizomycetes; Pezizales; Morchellaceae. The record is from RefSeq and is a predicted model, not a curated record. The transcript is spliced from 4 exons.
AUGGCCGGUACACGAAGAACCCGCGGUAGGCCCUCUGCCGAUGAUGAGCCUCUUGCUAGGCUUCCACCGCCGAAAAGGAAGUCUAAGGCUCGUGUUGGGGAAAAGCGCCGUGUGAUUGAUCUCAUGUCGGAUGAUGAGACUCUGGCCCCGACCAAACAGGAGGACCUUGACGUAAAUGAAGAGGACUUGGAGAAUCUACAGAUCGCCAGCUCUUCUGGAAUAAAAGCAGAUCCGGGAGCUGUAAAGGUUGAAGCUGACGAAGGCAGUAAAGCGACCGUUGAUGCCGAUGAUCAUGUGGAUUCGAAAACUCUCCAAAAUGAUGUUGAUGACUCUAUGCAUGACGUGAACAACGGAGGUGGGUCAAUCGCUGAAGAAGACUCCUCUCGAUCCCCUGAACCGAGCAGAGGUAGUGGCAGCCAUGGUCGUAAAAUGAUCUCUGAAGGGUUUUCACGACGUUUGGCUUCCGAACUAAUGGGGUGGGCUUGUGCCCAAGUGUUUCCAGAAGAGAGCGCAGCGGAAGUGCCUGUUCCCAAAGGGAAAAUCGCCAAGAGAGCCACGAUCCAAAGUACUGUCCCAAAUGAUAUUAUCGAUGACGAUAGUGAUUGGGAAGAGGAGUUUCUCAUGACGAACCCUAAUAGUAUCUAUGCUAUCAGCCUACGUCAAAUUUUCAACUCUGCUGCCUGGGAUAAAAUAUCUGAUGAAGAUAAAAAAUACCUCAUGAAGCAUCUACCUGAGUGCGAUAAAGUAUACGAGGCUUCUGGGGAUGUCACUGACCCCACUCCACCAAAAGCCCAACUUGUCGAUGGCUUCUGGAAUAAUAGUCAACUCAUUGCUCGAAUCAAUCAAGUCGAAUACGAUAUCUCUGAGGCGAAGUACACUGCCAAAACACAAAAGACCGUCGAGGAAGCACGUAAAUUGGCCCAGUCCGCGGAGUUUGACACAUUUAAGGAAAACAAGUUCGAGGCCUUUUGGGGACAAAAACAGCGCGUCGAUUACAGCGCUGUCGCAGGCGAUACAACAAAUGUUAAGCUCGAAACGCUCGCUAAACACUCUGCUCUGCGAGUCGGUGAUGUUUUUAGCUUGCGUCGGUCGUUUCAGACUGCCACUGGAGGCGCAAGCAAAAAGGGGAAAAAGGCGGCUUCGAUUUUAGUUGAGAAAGACGCAAAGCUUAUAGCAAUCGACCCUGAAGAUUUCUCCCUCACAUUCUCCUAUCCGCCUGGAAGACUACAGGUUUCUGUUGAUGGCAAGCCCGAUAAAAUCAUAUCUGGCGUUCUCUCAAUAACCGCGCUCGAAACCCUUCUAUGUAGGGAGGAUGGUCGACCUCCGGCUAAGCUCCCGAAUGGAAACGCCUUCAAGACAUUCCGCAUCAAGCGCAACGAGCAGGAUAUCGGCUCAUUGUUUGAUGUCCGGAUGGAGUUCCAUUCCAAGUAUCUCAGUCCCUAG